Messenger RNA from Ceratosolen solmsi marchali, 1315 nucleotides. RefSeq names its product ribonuclease P/MRP subunit POP4 (gene Pop4). Gene Ontology annotation, molecular function: ribonuclease P RNA binding. The record is from RefSeq and is a predicted model, not a curated record. The transcript has 4 exons. NCBI's taxonomy places the organism in Eukaryota, Metazoa, Arthropoda, Insecta, Hymenoptera, Agaonidae. Gene Ontology annotation, biological process: rRNA processing; tRNA 5'-leader removal. Gene Ontology annotation, cellular component: ribonuclease P complex; ribonuclease MRP complex. Bases 260 to 937 code for a protein of 225 amino acids.
AAAUGCAACAACAUCAACGUGUUAUUUUACUAGGUACAACUUUAUCGUAAACGAUAAUUUCGUCGCAUUUAAAUGCAACAAAACAUUUAUUCAUUUACGAAAUAAUGAGGAUUGGUCAGGAUCAGUCAGGAUUGGUCAAGAGUGUCAACAAAGCCCAGUGGUUCAAUGGUUUGGUUUGUUUGGACUUUAAUAAAUAUCUCGCAGCUAAGCAUUAAGGUUAGAAAUAGUUAAAUGAAAAGCACGUAGGCCGUUUUUCAGCAUGGAAAAUUCUAACGAUAACAUAUGUUUACCACUACCGGUAACAAUUAGUAAUUGGUUCACCACUUAUAAGCAACGAGAGGACUAUCUCGUUAAUUUUUUAAAAAAUAUAUUACCUUCUUCUGAUGUCAAAGAUAUUGACGAGGAAUUACGGAAGUUAUUCCCACUUACAAAACGCAAGGGGAAAGUUACUAAUAAACCUGAAAAGUCAUCAUUAAUGGCUAUGAGGAAAUGUAUUCGUCUGUAUCUAAAUCAAACCAAAACUUAUAUACAAUAUAAACAAAUGGUGCCGUUAAAUUCCUUAUGGCUCGGUUAUAUGCAUCAUAUGCUUGGUAUAAAGAAUUUUACAAGUCUUCCUAUGAACUUUACCCAUUCUCAUUGGGAAAGUAUUAAUCAUCGUUUAAUCAAAGCUGAUUUUCAUGGUGCUAUAAUAACUAUUGUAAAAUCGAAGUGUCCAAGUACUAUUGGAAUUGAAGGGAUUAUUAUACAAGAUACAAAAAAUACAUUUAAAGUAUUGGGCAAAGAUAAUGUAAUCCGAGUAAUACCUAAAGCAUCGUGUAUUUUCCGUAUACAUUUAGAACAUAAUGUGUAUUUUGAUGUAUUUGGAAAGGAAUUGUGCAUACGUCCAACCGAGCGUUCUGUAAAGAAAUUUAAAAAUUUUCAAAUACCUGACCUUUAGUGGAAAAACUGCAUUAAUUUCAUGAAACAGGCUUUGAUUUUAUUUCACACUAUGUAUAUAUAUAUAUAUAGCAUUCAGCACACCCAUUACACACUCUAGAGCAAAAACAACGAAAUGCUUUCCAUGUUAUUUAAUUCUAUUUGUUUUCUCAGUCCAAUUAACAUAUAUAUCCGAGUCAUUUUAAUAUUUGUUCACAUUCCUUUAUUCAUCCUUCAUAUUUCGUUAAUACGAUUCAUGUUCAUACCAUUAUAUUAUGCAUAUCUACUAAUUACAUGUUAUAUCAAGUACCAGUAUAAUGUAUAAUAACAUAAUGUAUUUAUAAUAUAAUUAUUAAUCGUUUUUGCUCCUUUUUUGUAUUAUUUUCCCCACACGUUCUAU